AUGAGUUUCAAUAACGAAUACAUACUUGAUGGCGUUGUUAAUAACGAAACGUCUGAAACGAAGCGAAUGUAUGUGAAGGAGUACAAGAAAAUCGGAGAAGGGGCAUUUGGUACUGUCGUGGAAGCAAGUUUAGCAGAAGUCGAUGCUAGCGGGACGCCAAAACACACUGCCUUGGGGCCCUUUGCUAUCAAGAGAGUGUUAGCCCAAACUGAGUAUAAAUGCAGAGAAUUAGAGAUCUUGCGAACGGUCAACCACCCAAACAUUGUUUGCUUGAAGUACUUUUUCGAUAAAAGGAGCCCGCAGGAUAACAAGAUGUACCAGAAUCUUGUGAUGGAGUGCUUACCUUCCAAUUUGCAGAAUGAAAUCAAAUAUUAUCGCCAGUCGAAGUACACAAUUCCAUACCCGCAUAUGAAAGCUUACACUUUCCAAUUGGCAAGAGCAAUGCUUUAUUUGCACGGUUUCAAUAUAUCACACCGUGAUAUCAAACCAUCAAAUAUAUUGGUUGAUCCUUCAAGCGUGAAAUUGAAGAUAUGUGAUUUUGGAAGUGCAAAACAAUUGGAACCUAAUCAGCCUUCCGUCAGCUACAUUUGUUCAAGAUACUACCGUGCCCCAGAGUUAAUUGUCGGUUGUGCCAUAUACACCACAAAGAUUGACAUUUGGGGAUUGGGAUGUGUUAUCGCGGAAAUGUUUUUGGGCAAGCCUAUUUUCCAGGGACAAUCGUCCGAGUUACAACUCAAGGAAAUAUCCAAGCUUUUGGGACCACCACCUAAAACAUUCUUCUUCAAAAGCAAUCCGCAGUAUAGAGGAAACAUGUUCUCCAACAAGUUGUUCAAUUGCACAAUUAAAGAAAGGUUUGAACAAAUUUUCUCUAAUUCUCCGCCUGACGUGAUUGACUUGUUGUUAAAAAUUCUCGUCUAUGAUCCGGACAUGCGAGCAUCUCCAAGAACCAUUUUGCUGCAUCCAUUUUUUGAUGAGCUAAAACACGAUAAUUUUGUUGUUUAUCCUAGAGGCGCGCUGGAGCCCAUCAAGUUAGAGUUGUUUGAUUUCAGUAAGUUCGAGCUAAAUCUUUUGGGGUCUUCGAAGGAUGAGUUUAAGCGAGCAUAG
Molecule: messenger RNA, 1104 nt
Organism: Clavispora lusitaniae ATCC 42720
Lineage: Eukaryota; Fungi; Ascomycota; Pichiomycetes; Serinales; Metschnikowiaceae
Gene: MCK1
Product: serine/threonine/tyrosine protein kinase
Biological process (GO): protein phosphorylation; signal transduction
Cellular component (GO): cytoplasm
Molecular function (GO): protein serine/threonine kinase activity; ATP binding; protein serine/threonine/tyrosine kinase activity
Source: RefSeq, a predicted model, not a curated record